Brassica rapa (field mustard) is the source of this 1635-nucleotide messenger RNA. RefSeq names its product homeobox protein knotted-1-like 4. The record is from RefSeq and is a predicted model, not a curated record. Gene Ontology annotation, cellular component: nucleus. Lineage: Eukaryota; Viridiplantae; Streptophyta; Magnoliopsida; Brassicales; Brassicaceae. Gene Ontology annotation, molecular function: DNA binding. Gene Ontology annotation, biological process: regulation of DNA-templated transcription.
UACAAGAAUAAAUCGCCUUUUUUGUCCACCUCCAUUUAAACGCUCUGUGCACAUAAAACUGAAACAUUCAAACAUAUACAUACCCAAACGCCAAACCCUAUUUUUCAUUAUUGAACACGAGUUAAAAAAAGAAAACAAUGGCGUUCCAUAACAAUCAUUUCAAUCACUUCAUCGACCAACAACACCAGCCUCCUCCUCCCUCUCAGCAGCAGCAGGAACACCAUUUCCACGAAUCCACUCCUCCUAACUGGCUCCUCCGCUCCGAUAACAAUUUCCUAAACCUCCAAACUGCCGCCUCCGCCGCAGCAACAAGCUCAGACUCUCCUUCCUCCGCCGCCGCUAACCAGUGGCUCUCUCGAUCCACUUCUUUCCUCCAACGCGGCGGGGGAGCUAACAACAAUAACGUCGGUUCAGGUGACGUCAUCGACGACGUUACUACCGGCGGAGAGGAGUCAAUGAUCGGCGAGAGGAAGGAGGCGGAGAGGUGGCAGAAUGCGAGACACAAGUCGGAGAUACUCUCUCAUCCACUAUACGAACAGCUUUUGUCGGCACACGUGGCGUGCCUGAGGAUCGCCACGCCGGUGGAUCAGCUUCCUAGGAUCGAUGCACAGCUAGCUCAGUCGCAGAACGUUGUGGCCAAGUACUCUACUAUGGACGCUGCUGCUCAAGGACUCAUCUCCGGUGAUGAAAAGGAGCUUGACCACUUCAUGACGCAUUAUGUACUAUUGCUGUGCUCUUUUAAAGAACAACUGCAGCAGCAUGUCCGUGUCCAUGCAAUGGAAGCUGUUAUGGCCUGUUGGGAGAUUGAGCAGUCUCUUCAAAGCUUAACAGGAGUGUCUCCUGGUGAAGGCACAGGAGCCACAAUGUCUGAAGACGAAGAUGAGCAAGUAGAGAGUGAUGCUCAUUUGUAUGAUGGAAGCUUAGAUGGGUUAGGGUUUGGUCCUCUAGUCCCCACUGAGAGCGAGAGAUCCUUAAUGGAACGAGUUAGGCAAGAACUCAAACAUGAACUCAAGCAGGGCUACAAGGAGAAAAUUGUUGACAUAAGAGAGGAGAUAUUGAGAAAGAGAAGAGCUGGGAAAUUACCAGGAGACACCACCUCUGUUCUCAAAGCUUGGUGGCAGUCUCAUUCUAAGUGGCCUUACCCUACUGAGGAAGAUAAGGUGAGGUUGGUACAGGAGACGGGGUUGCAGCUCAAACAGAUAAACAAUUGGUUCAUCAAUCAAAGAAAGAGGAAUUGGCAUAGCAAUCCAUCUUCUUCUACCGUCCCAAAGAACAAACGUAGAAGGUGAAAAUAGCGGAAGAGAGCGUUGAUGACGUCAGUUUGUAGCUGCGCAUGGAGAUAUCCAAUAGUUUGAUAGAAUGUUGGAUAUCCAAAGACAAAAAUCCACAAAAUCAACGUAGAACGUAUUUUUCUGUGUGUGACAUUGCAUGGUUUAUGUGACUUCAUAUAAGCGUAAUUAUUAGGGAACACACGAAACCCAAAAGACGAAGAAUCAGAAGCAUGAUUUGUAAUAUGAGGGUUAGGGUGGAAUUUAUGAUAGGAUCUUCACUACCAUCUCCACCAUCAUCAUAUCUUGUGAAUAAUAAGGAGUUUUCUCUUUUAGCAAAUGUGCAAAUUGAUUAUUUGCCGUGCUA